UUUUGCUUGUCUUCAAGGUAUAUUAUUCCCUCGUUUCAACGUCACUUCCCACUGUAUUUCUUCAGGCUCGUAUUCAGUCACCACAACGACCAAUUUGCAACCUCAACCUUUUGAAGUUCUUCUGAUGAAACAGUAAUAAAAGUGGGAUAGCAAAACUAAAUUAAAGUAUGAGAAUAACAACCGUGUUAAACACCAUUGUGCUAGCCUCAGCAGUAGUAUCAGCCGAUGGAAAACCCAAUAAUAACGUCAUCAACCAAAAAAGGGGGUUCUUCGACUCAUUGCUAAGCGGCUUAACUGGCAGUUCAUCCAGUCCAGCAGCAGCAGCUCCAAUCUCUGCCUCCGUUCAAGCCGAUACCCCGGUGGCAGAUGCCAAUGCAGAUGCGGUGGUAGCAGCUCCAGCAGCCGCUCCAGCAGCAGCCGCUCCAGUGGCAGCAGCUCCACAAUCUGUUCCAAUCUUAGCAUCAUCCCCAGUAACUGCCGCAACAGUAGCUGCAGCAGAAGCCAACACAUUAAUUAAUACCCUUGCAGAUGCAGCUACCAGUUCAUCCGGAGAAAGCAAAUUCUUCGAUCUCUUUGGUGUAGACUCAUCUAGCUCUCUUUAUAAUUCAAGCUCUUCUGAGAGUUCCUCAUCUUCAACCUCAUCCUCAUCCACCUUACUUACUACCACAACUCCAGGAACCACAACUACUUCAACUGGCAUUGAUAACUUGGAUGGUCUCUUUGGAUCGAGCAAUCCAACUAGAUCUAGCCAAGCCAUUAACACACUUCUCCCUACCUCAUCUCCUAUACAAAGUACAACUUCAACCGCUAAAGGGUUAUUCGCCCUUCUUGGAUUAGGGAACGCAGCAACAAAAUCUUCGGAAGAAUUAUCAAGUUCAACUGGAGUUUCAAGUUCUACUGUGUCAUCUAGUUCGUCUUCAGAAGACAUUUUUGAACUUCUUGGCUUAAGCGAGUCAGUAUCUAGUUCAAGCGAAUCAUCAAGCUCUGCAUCCUCUGCGGACUUAUUUGGCCUUCUUGGUCUUGAAGAUUCUUCUGAUGACUCUUCCUCUUCUGUGGUUUCUCCUUCUGCUUCUUCGUCGAUUGCAGCAGUCACUACAACCAACAGGUUUGCUGCACUCUUUGGAUUGGGAGGUAGUUCCAGCUCAUCGUCUGCCGUCAUUGCCUUGCCAACUACUUCUUCAGCAAAACUUUUGGUUGCUUCUUCAACUGUCUCUUCAGUUUCUAGCAAUUCACCCACUCCAAAUGCAUUGGCAAGAUUGUUUGGAUUAGGAACUCCUUCCUCCUCUGAAUCCAGCUCAUCUAGUGCUUCUGCUUCUGACAUUUUUGAUUUCUUAAAUAAUGACAACACAGUGAACACUAGUUCGACCUCAGCUGGUAAACUUGGUUUUGCUGCUGUAGCUGCUGUGUCGGAUUCAGACUCACUCGAAGAUUGUACUGAUGAUGACACUCCAACUACUAGUUACAGUAUUCCGGACCUUUCAGAUAUCACAGAUAUUAGUCUCUCAACAGAUUUUACAGAUCUGGUCAGCUCUGAUGAGGACGAUUGUUCUGACGAAAUCAGUAACACUGUUGUCCCAACCAGUUACAGUAUUCCAGACAUUUCUGACAUAACAGGCGAUGCUACUUCCGGUCCCGCUUCUACUGAUAUUGCUGCUUCUUCUGACGAAGACGAUUGUUCUGACGAAAUCAGUAACACUGUUGUCCCAACCAGUUACAGUAUUCCAGACAUUUCUGACAUAACAGGCGAUGCUACUUCCGGUCCCGCUUCUACUGAUAUUGCUGCUUCUUCUGACGAAGACGAUUGUUCUGACGAAAUCAGUAAUAGUGUUGUGCCAACCAGUUACAGUAUUCCAGAUAUUUCUGACAUAACUAGUGGUGUCACUUCUGGUCCUUCUAGUGUUGCUUCAUCUGACGACGCUAUCUCUUCUGAUGAAGACGAUUGUUCUGAUGAGAUUAGUAACAGUGUUGAUCCAACCAGUUACAGUAUUCCAGAUAUUUCUGACAUAACUAGUGGUGUCACUUCCGAUCCUUCUAGUGUUGCUUCAUCUGACGUAGCAAUCUCUUCUGAUGAAGACGAUUGUUCUGAUGAGAUUAGUAACAGUGUUGACCCAACCAGUUACAGCAUUCCAGAUAUUUCUGACAUAACUAGUGGUGUCACUUCCGAUCCUUCUAGUGUUGCUUCAUCUGACGUAGCAAUCUCUUCUGAUGAAGACGAUUGUUCUGAUGAGAUUAGUAACAGUGUUGAUCCAACCAGUUACAGUAUUCCAGAUAUUUCUGACAUAACUAGUGGUGUCACUUCUGAUCCUUCUAGUGUUGCUUCAUCUGACGUAGCAAUCUCUUCUGAUGAAGACGAUUGUUCUGAUGAGAUUAGUAACAGUGUUGACCCAACCAGUUACAGUAUUCCAGAUAUUUCUGACAUUACUAGUGGUGUCACUUCUGAUCCUUCUAGUGUUGCUUCAUCUGAUGUCGCUAUCUCUUCUGACGAGGAAGAUUGUUCUGAUGAGAUCAGCCAGAGUGUUGAUCCAACCAGUUUCAGUAUUCCAGACCUUUCUAGUGAAGUUACUGAUCCAAUCUCGUUUACGGAAUCAUCAGAUGAUGACGAUGAGACUGAUUGCUCAGAAGAAACCAAACCUCCAAUUGUAUCCACUGAGGUUACAACUGUUACUACUACAUCCCAUGUAACUAUUGUCACUGGUGGUUCUACUAUCGUUUCCGUUAUCACCAACAAGGUUACAUCUACCGUUGAAGAAGACGACGACGAUGAAUAUGACUGUGAAAGUACCGUUACUGAAGUUGUUACCAAUGUCAUUUCCAAUAACGGAGUUGUAACUACUAUCACCAACAUUGUAACGAGGACUACUAUUGUUCCUGGCGAUGGUGAUUAUGCUACUACCAUUACCGAUGAUGACGAUUACGAGACAGUGGAAGUCGACUGCGAUGAAACUGUCUACGAGACUCACUACAGAACCACCACUGUCGUCAAUAACGGUGUUGCUCAAACAACAGUUAUCACGGUCACCAAUACUUACACUUAUGAAAACGAAGAAACUGGCUGGAGUGAAGAAGAAGAAGAUUGCGAUGAACCUACUACAACCGUUAUCAAUUAUGUUACUGCUAUCGCUGAUUCUGGUUCCAGUGGAUCCAGCGGUUCUGGAUCUGUUGGUUCUGGAUCUAGUGGUUCUGGAUCUAGUGGUUCUGGAUCUGGUGGAUCCUGGUGGGGAAGUUUGGAUGAAUGCUACGACGAUGCCGAAGAUGAAGAUGAUGAAACUUGCGACCCAAGUUGCCCAUGCCCGGAAGAAGAAGAAGAAGUCACUACAAUCUAUGGUACAGUCACUAAGGUAUCUGCUGGCGUUACUCAAGCAGUUGCCGAAGCUGUCACUACCAAGGUUGUUACCAAGGCUGCCCAAGUUACCAAGUCUAUUGAAGCAGUUACCACAGUGGCCGAAGUUCACACCUCAACAAUAACAUCUAUUUAUACCAGCAAGGGUCAAACCUACGUUACAACAGUUAUUUCUAAGGAAACUAGCAUCGUCACAUACUGCGUCGAAGAAGAAGAUGUCGAGACUAUCGAAGACGGUGAAACCAAAGUAAUCACCACAGCCAAGACCAUAGCUAAGACUACCGCUAAGACUGCAGCUACCACAGAAUCAUUAGAUUCAGAAGAGACGGAUUGCAUUGACGAAGAUUGGGAAACGUCUACUGACAUUCUCACCUCCUCAGAAACUUCUGCUGAUGAAUCAUCUGAGGUCGCCACCCCAACCAACGAAUCUUCUUCUGAGGAUGCCAUCCCAACUGUUGAGUCUUCUGCCACCCAUUCAGUGACUGAAACCAACACAGAAACCACUCUCCCAACUGUUUCGCAAGGUUCUUCUAGCCCCUCCUCAACUUUGAUUACUACCACCCUGUCUAGUGCCUCGAAUUCAACCUUCUUGGAUAGCUUGUUCGAAAGAGCUGUUAGAGAAGCCACUGAUUCUGAAAGUUCUUAUGUUCCUGAAGCUACACAAGUUAAUGGUGGCAUCAGAAGCUUAGCUCCUACCGGAGUUAUUUUGAUGUUGGCCACUGUGUUGGCUACCAUUGUCUUGUAAGGUAACAGUAAAAGUUGCUGGACAAUUAUUUUGAACCAGGGCCGUAUUUUUAAAAAGUUCUUCCUUCGAUGAAGAAAGGAUUCACAGUACAAUAUAUGAAAAUGCAUAAGUGCUUGCACUUCCCAACAGCCUAGAGAAUGGAAAACUCCUCUUUGAUGCCAUGAAACCAUGAAACCAAAAAGAUUGAUUUACGACUUGUUCUUCUUUGUUUGUUCCCAAAAGGACUUAAUUUUUUGUUUUUUUAGAUACGUUAUACCUUUCAAAAGAUUAAUAUAUAUUUAUUAGUAAG
Molecule: messenger RNA, 4374 nt
Organism: Scheffersomyces stipitis CBS 6054
Lineage: Eukaryota; Fungi; Ascomycota; Pichiomycetes; Serinales; Debaryomycetaceae
Gene: PGA25
Product: Pga25p
Exons: 1
Coding region: 168-4085 (1305 amino acids)
Source: RefSeq, a predicted model, not a curated record